Penicillium daleae is the source of this 960-nucleotide messenger RNA. Its product is annotated as alpha/beta hydrolase. The record is from RefSeq and is a predicted model, not a curated record. NCBI's taxonomy places the organism in Eukaryota, Fungi, Ascomycota, Eurotiomycetes, Eurotiales, Aspergillaceae. Bases 1 to 960 code for a protein of 319 amino acids. Gene Ontology annotation, molecular function: hydrolase activity. The transcript has 3 exons.
AUGUCAAGUAUCGACUACGUUUUCAGGACGGUCAAUUAUCGCACCCAAACUGGCAACCUGACAGCUACCGUGCACUUACCGCCAGAUGUUACUUCCGUGAAGGCAAUUGCGCUAUACUUCCACGGAGGUGGCUACAUCGUCGGUAGCAGGGCAAUGCUACCAGCAACCCAUAUCGAAGCUUUGAAUGAAAGUGGUUUCAUCGUCGUAACUUCAGACUAUCGUCUUGGUCCUACUAUCUCCGUCCUGGACGGUCCAGUCAGCGAUUCAGUAGCCGCGUAUGAAUGGGCGCAGAACGAGCUUCCCACAUUGCUGGAGAAAGACCGUGGUAUCCGAGUGGAUGGUAAAAAUAUCGUCACUCUGGGUCACUCUUGUGGCGGAGGGCUUGCCUUGUUGAUGGUAAUGAUUAGUCCUGCUUCUCGCCCGAACCCACCCAAAGCCAUCCUCGAUCUCUUCGGAUUCAAAUACCUCCGUGAUCCCUUCUAUCACACUGGCACUAGCACUCAGCCUCCACCUGAUGCACCGGCUCCACCCUCCGUCGAAUUCAUCAACCAAGUCUUCGAAGAGGUCCCUCCACCAACCGCGGCGCGUCCUCCAUUUGGUCCUAACGGACUCGAUCUGAGCACACCGCGACAAGCUUACCUAGUGUCUUCUGUGAGGAAUGGUACCCAAUUUGAUGCCAUCAUCCCAGAAGAUGAGUACGAUCGUGUUGACCCGGAGAAAUUGUUGAAGAGUUCGAGUUUCCCACCGACAUGUUUCGUGCAGGGAACGGCGGAUGUCGUUGUUGAUGCGAAGUUCUCCCAGUGGGCAUAUGCGGAAUUGCAGAAGAAUGGGGUACAGAGUGAACUGUAUCUUGUCGAAGGUAUGGCUCACGGGUUUGACGCUAGAUUGAAACGUGACGAUGCUACCUUUGCGCCUAUCCAGAAAGGCGUGGAUUUUCUGGCGAGGCAUAUUGUGGGUUGA